AUGACAGAUUUGUUCAAAAAACCGAAAAAGAAGUUGCAAAUUAGGAAAAAGUUGGAUGCUGAGCAAGAGGAUGAAAAUCAAGAUGCUGAAUCGACAAGAGUUGCCGAUAUUCGCGAUUUGCAAAAAUCGCGAGAGCGGAAAAAUGGUCUCACGGAGCUUGAAUGUGCUGUUGGAAUCCAAAAGGCCGCUGCCCUUGAAGAUGGCAUUCAAAUGACAACGAGUGGUGGAAUGGUGAUGACAUCGAAGAAAAAGGCGGCUAUGGAAGCGGCGAGCAUCGAACAAGGCCUUCGAGAACAAUUCGAGAAGGAAACUAUGCUUCGAGAUGAGCACGAGGAACUCCGAAAAUAUAUCGAUGAGGGUUUGAAGGAUGCCAAACGGAAUAAUGUGGAACCAAGCACGACGACAACAAAGUUUUCAUCGAUGACAGCUGAAGAAAGGGAUAUUGCUCUUUUGCGACAAGCUGCUGAAAAGGUGAAAGCAAAUAGAGAAAAAACGGAAACGGAAUUGCUCUCGGAGCACAUGCUCGCUGGAAUUCCAGAAGUUGAUUUAGGAAUAAGUGCGCGUAUCACAAAUAUCCUGGAAACGGAGAAGAAAAAACGAUUCUUGUUGGAAAAAGCGGCGGCGAUUGCAGCGGGCCUGCCGCCGCCGGUCGAAGAAUCCGACGAACCUACGGAGUUCUUCAGUCAAAAUCAGAUUGACGAAAUUCGAGAAUGCUUCAAUCUGUAUUGCGCCGAAGGUGUCAUUAUCUCAGCGGCUCAACUGCGUUGUGUUUUGAGAAGCCUCGGCUAUUCGCCAACUUCUGCAAAAACAAUGGAAUACUUCAAAAGACAUAAUCGAAAACCAAUCGAGUUUUCAACAUUCUUGGAAAUCGCGAAAGAAGAACAAAAUAGCGGCGAUUCGCUUACUGAGAUUAUCAAAGCCUUGAGGGGAUUGGAUCGAGAUGGUUCGAAAGCGAUGCCGUCUCGCGAGCUUCGAGCAAUUUUAUCGUCAGUUGGAGAGAGGUUGACUAAGCAGGAAAUUGAUUAUCUCCUUUCGCAAGUGGAAGUCAACGGAAUGGUGCCACACCAAAAGCUUAUUCAAUAUAUUUCUCGAUAA
Messenger RNA from Caenorhabditis bovis, 1095 nucleotides. Lineage: Eukaryota; Metazoa; Nematoda; Chromadorea; Rhabditida; Rhabditidae. The record is from the annotation of a GenBank genome assembly.